GCAUCUUUAGAGCACUGUUACACCCAUGAUUGGAUAUCUGAUCUGAUCCGAUCUGAUCUGAGCCAUUGAGAACUUCUAUUUGGUUUGAGGCGUCUGAGAACUACGGCGUACGGAAAGCCGGAGCUGUUUAUUCCUCAAAAGUCUUUUAAAACAUUGAGUUUUUUGAGUUUAAUGAGCUGAGAGUCUGAGAGUCAUCUUCAACAGAGAGCUGCGAUGGAGACGGAAUCAAACUCACAGGAUUCGUCUCCACUGAUGACUGAAGGCAUGUGGUGGGGAACGCUGGGAUCCGUUCGGCCCUUCCCAAAUUUCCGUGCCGAGAGAGAUGUUACAGUCCUUCAGGCUGCUCUGGAGAAGAAAGAUGUGAGCACUGUUGUCAGAAUACUAACCAAUCGCAGUAACGCUCAGAGACAAUCUCUGGCCCGCGUCUACAAGAACGUCUCACAAAAGGAACUGGAUGCAAGUCUGAAGAAGGUUCUUUCCGGUGAUCUUCAGUCUCUGAUGCUCGGUCUGAUGAUGACACCGGAGCAGUUUGAGGCCCAUCGCCUGCGCAAAGCCAUGGAGGGCGCUGGUACAGAUGAAGAAACUCUGUUAGAGGUUUUGUGCACCAGGACGCCGCAGCAGCUCUCUGGCAUCACGACUACAUACAGUCAAGAGUAUAAGCGGGAUUUGGAGAAAGACUUGAUCAGUGAAUCCAGUGGAGAUUUUUCCAAGCUCAUUGUGGCGUUGUUAAAGAAAGAGAAUGGGUCAGGAAUUAUUGACCAGGAUAUAGCAACUUUAUCUGAGGAGCUGAAAAACAAGAAACCUGCAGCUGAUGUUUGGAUCAGAAUCCUGACCACGAGACGCCCGGAUCAUCUGCGAAUCGUGCUGGACGAGCUGGAGUUUGAGAGCGGCCAGACGGUGGAGGACGCUUUAGAGGGACAUUUUAAAGGAGUUCUGUCUGGAGACCUGAGAAAAGGCCUGAAGACACUCGUACGAUGUAUAAAGAACCAGCAUCUAUUCUUGGCACAACGGAUCCAAACUAUGAAAGCCGCAGUGGUUCAGGGAGUGAUUGUGUCUCACAGUGAGGAGGAUCUGCUGAGAGUUCGAGUCGCCUACCUUCAGUUGACGGGGACUUCACUGUACACGGCCUUACAGAAGCAGUUCAAAGGUGACCUUCAGCAGGGUUUGUUGGCUGUAUGUCGCGCUGAAGAUUAGAAGUGCUGAAUGUGAUAUGAUGAUAAAGAUCUCUGUGCACACAGUGAACGCACAUUCCUACACAUGAACUGCUGUUACACAAAAGCUUUGCUUCUGAAAAUAAAUAAAUAAAUAAAUAUAA
Molecule: messenger RNA, 1315 nt
Organism: Ctenopharyngodon idella (grass carp)
Lineage: Eukaryota; Metazoa; Chordata; Actinopteri; Cypriniformes; Xenocyprididae
Gene: anxa14
Product: annexin A14
Exons: 14
Coding region: 214-1194 (326 amino acids)
Cellular component (GO): cytoplasm
Molecular function (GO): calcium-dependent phospholipid binding; calcium ion binding
Source: RefSeq, a predicted model, not a curated record